UCUACAAGAAGACAGUAAGAAAAGCGUUUCAGUGAAAUAAUACCUUCUGUUUUAAAAUGUUUGUUAAAAGAAAACGAGAGAGAGAGAUGCUUUGGCUUUGUUUUUCCUUUUCAGCUGCAGACCAUCGCAGUCAUUUGAUCAGAGCGGAGGGCAGCCAAAGGCCUCAGUAUCUUGAGGAUUACAACACAAAAAGGCACAGUGUGACUGUUCCCUAUGAGCCGCCCCAGCCGGGCUCAGAGAUCACCACAAUCCUGUUCAACUUCAUGUGCAACAGCUCCUGCAUGGGAGGCAUGAACCGCAGACCCAUCCUCACCAUCCUGACCCUUGAGACUUCAGACGGACAACUUUUGGGCCGAAGAUGCUUCGAGGUGCGUGUCUGCGCGUGUCCCGGCAGGGAUCGUAAAACAGAGGAGGCAAAUAGUGCCAAACUUCAGACAGGGGCCAAACAAGUGAAGAAAAGAAGUAUGUGUUUGUUUAUUAAUGCUGGGUUUGUCUUUGCACCUUGGCUGUCUUCUAUCUUACGGAUCACGUUUUGCUUUUCUAGAAAGUGCCUAGAAGUGUUCUAGGAAGUACUUA
Betta splendens (Siamese fighting fish) is the source of this 576-nucleotide messenger RNA. Its product is annotated as cellular tumor antigen p53-like. Lineage: Eukaryota; Metazoa; Chordata; Actinopteri; Anabantiformes; Osphronemidae. The transcript has 3 exons. Gene Ontology annotation, biological process: apoptotic process; regulation of transcription by RNA polymerase II. The coding region runs from base 57 to 566 and encodes 169 amino acids. Gene Ontology annotation, molecular function: DNA-binding transcription factor activity, RNA polymerase II-specific; RNA polymerase II cis-regulatory region sequence-specific DNA binding. The record is from RefSeq and is a predicted model, not a curated record. Gene Ontology annotation, cellular component: nucleus.